AUGAAACUGAAGCAGGGCUCGUUUCUGUGGUACCUCUAUCUGGACAAGCUAUACUGCCUGUUAUCCGUGAGGAACGUGAGGGUCUUGGUGGAGUACUUUCACCUUCUCGACGUGCACCACAACAACACCUUGAACGAUGUGCUGUUUUACCACUUCCUUCAUAAUGUGACUAACUGGAAACGGAGGCAGAUCAUGAUUGUGUUUAACAUGCUGGACUGGAAUGCUACGGGCGAGAUUGGUUUUGACCAGUUCUACAUGUUGGUCUGCAUACUGCUGGCACAACAGAAUCACUUAGAAGAGCAGUUUAUGUUCCGCCACUCCCGGCCUGUUUUUGAGCUGCUUGACCUGGAGGGGGAGCUGAGAAUUGGUGCAGACAACUUCCACAUGUACAACUUUCUCUUCAAUAUUAAAAAACAGGAACUCAAAGAGCUCUACCACGACUUUGACGUCACAGGUGACCGUCGUCUUAAUUACAAGGAAUUUAAGCUGUUUACUAUCUUCACCAUGGACAAAUACCAGGAGAGGCAGAAAGCAGAGAAAGAGAACGAGAAAAAGAGAAAGAAAGAGAAAAAGGCUCUGCUCAAAAAGAAAACGCAGCAUCAGGUUAACGUGAGCUCCAAACAGUCUUCUUUUACAAAUAGAUCUGAAAGUAGAAUGGUAACUGAAGUUCAAGGCAGAAAUGUAUUGAGGACUGCCAGAAAAAGCACAAGCUACUAUAAUGAAACUACAUUAUGGGACCAACAUAGUUUUCACCUCCUCCUUCAGAGCAAGACAUAUUCAGGAAAUGGAUGGUCUCUGUUCCUUUUCUCAGCUAUAAAACUAGAAGAUAGUUCCAAUGAUUCAUAUGCUGACAUUUUAAGUACAAACACUAAUUCACUUCUGGGUUCCAAUCCCCAUCCUUUAACUGCUGGAUAUACCAAUUAGAAAGAACUUUCAUGUAACCUCCUUCAACUCACCCCUUGGAGUGAUCACCACUUUAGGAUCUGAGACCGACUUUCUAAUACUUCUAUACUAAAGGUAAUUUCAGAGGACAGGCCUAGAAAAACUUUAUUAAGCUUUCUUCAGAUUAGACAAAUCCUUCUUUUCUUGUACUUUAAGAAACUCAAGGAAACUUGUUCCCCCACACAGUUCAACUGCGAAGUUCAAGGUCAAGUUUGAGUAAACUGAGUUUUAAGCUGAAAACAUUCAAUCUAGGUUAGGAGGCAGAGGUAAAAGUGCAAAAGAUAAGCAAGUAAAAGGGCACAAAAGAUGAACAAGACUAACACUUUUUUCCAUUUACCAGUUUUAGAUAACUAACAUCUUAGUUCAAAUUUUCUAUCUUGUGAAAAGCAAGAUAAUUUAUUGACUAAGAUCAAAGGCAACUAUCUACCUCAUUUUUUACUGCUGUCAUCUCCAUUUUGAAUACAAGAGUGAACAUGAGAGUCCUUAAGAAACACAUUCCAUUAACUUCAACUAUGCUUAUUGCCACAAAGGAAAAACACACACACUUCUGCAGCAAGGAAAGAAAAGUCCACCCAAACCCCUCACCAUCUGUGGAGAGGAUAUGGAGUUAGAAAACAGAAAAUGGAGCUUACAGUUUGGGAUACUCGUUUUAUUCCUUAUUCGAAACAUCUCUGUGCUUCAGUUUCCUCCCCUGUGAACCAGCGAUAUCAACAUCAUCUUUCCUUAAAGUCAAAGGGUCCUUGUAAGAAUCAAGAAAAUGUGAAGAUUUAUUUUUAAACUAAAAACUACAACAAAGGAAAAGAUUAUGUAUUGCAAUUAUGGCUCUUCUCACAUAUUAAUUAUACUUGUGAACCUUAAACAAUCGAAAAGCCAUUACUCUGAAUUACUUCAAGCUCUCAUUCAACAAGUAUUUCUUAUGUAUAUGUUACUUACAAGCCACUGUGCUAGGCCCUGUUGAAACAGUAUGUACACUCAGUUUGUCAUAUUGGUAUACUCAAUGUGUCUGCUGUGCAAAUAACAGGGAGAUUUUGAUAUGUAAAAACAGGAUGAAAAGUGCAAAAUAUAUUUGCAUUACUAAAUAUCUCAUAACACAAGGCAUGUGUUAAAGAGCUACAUGUUAUAAUAUUGUAUUUGUGUAACUAAUUUCCUCCCAAACACAAAGCUCCUUAUACUUUUUACAUGGAGGAGUGUGGGUUAGACCCCCAAAGUGAAAUUUGUGUUUAGUAAAAUACUUCAAAGAUCAGUUUCAUCCUACAACUUGUCCUCAGACUUUGCCCUCCUCUAACAUCCCCUAAAAUGUCUGCUGAAAAAAACCCACCGAAUAAACAAAAACCCCUAAAUUCAGAAAAUUCA
Messenger RNA from Felis catus (domestic cat), 2295 nucleotides. RefSeq names its product EF-hand calcium binding domain 9 (gene EFCAB9). The record is from RefSeq and is a predicted model, not a curated record. Gene Ontology annotation, cellular component: sperm principal piece; cytoplasm. NCBI's taxonomy places the organism in Eukaryota, Metazoa, Chordata, Mammalia, Carnivora, Felidae. Bases 1 to 924 code for a protein of 307 amino acids. Gene Ontology annotation, biological process: sperm capacitation; flagellated sperm motility. Gene Ontology annotation, molecular function: calcium ion sensor activity. The transcript has 5 exons.